UCAGGAGUGUCCAAUCAGCGUCGGCUGUAGGGGAAUUAAUGGAUGAAGGUGUCUCCGGACUCUCACUAUAGUGCAGCAGCAGCAGAGGAGCACAGCACAUUCCAGUAUUCCGGGGGCUCUCAUGCACCGGGGGGCUGCACCAAGACUCAGGAUGCCUUGAGACUGCAAGCAUCAGGAUCUGCAACCACCACCACCACCACCACCACCUCGGCUUUGCCAAUGCUGGGCAUGAUAUGACCCAAAAGCAAUGGGUGAUCUGGAGUCUGGCUUUGAAGUGGUGGAUGGAGUCAGGCUGGGAUACCUGGUCAUCAAAGGCAAGCAGAUGUUCGCCCUGUCUCAGGUCUUUACAGAUCUCCUGAAGAACAUCCCAAGAACCACAGUGCACAAGCGAAUGGAUCACCUAAAAGUGAAGAAGCAUCACUGUGACUUGGAGGAGCUGAGGAAGCUCAAGGCGAUCAACUCUAUAGCUUUCCAUGCAGCCAAAUGCACUCUGAUCUCCAGGGAGGACGUGGAAGCCCUGUACACCUCUUGCAAGACUGAAAGGGUCCUCAAGACAAAAAGGAGGAGGAUAAGCAGACCCCUGUCAACAAAAGAGCACCCAUCCCCCGACCCUUACUGCAGUUUCUGGAAGGAGAACAAAGUUUGGCUGGGGCUGAAUGAAGCAACCAAGCCAAUCAAAAGGAAAGCCUAUGCUCCUGGAGAGCCAGACCUACCGGCUGCUGAUCUACCUCACUUUCUCAGUAAAUACACUGGUCACAGCUACACACAAAUAGCAAGGUCGCCUUGCAAAACCCCUGGAAACUAUGAAACUCCCCAGAUCCCCGGAGACUGUGUAGCAGCUUUCCACUCCAGCCUGCCCUACUUCAGGGGCGUGCUGUGCACCAAGCACCCUGCCUACUACUACCAACCAGCCAUUGCCCAACCCAAGCUAGGCAGCUCAGUGACUUACAGAUACAAAAGGAAAAGGUCUUCAGCGGACAAGAACUCAUCAUUCCACAGCAGCAGUAGCAGCAGCAGCAGCAGCAGGAGGUUCUUCUUUCUACCCAAGCCCUACAGAUCCAAAGGAACCCCCUUGUGCCUGGAGAGGAUCCACCUGGUCAAUGGCUUCUGUGCCCAGCAUCUGGAUGCCCUGCAGGAGGCGUACAGCAGCGACUCAGAGUCCAGUUCUGCUGCCAAUGACUCGGAUUUUGGUUCUAGUUUGUCCAGCAGCAGCAACUCUGUGUCCUCCGAUGAUGAGGAGGAAGAGGAGGAGGAGGAGGGGAGCCUGUCUGACUCCAGUGAGCUGAGCUCUGAUGAGGACAGCUCCUCUGAGUCAGACAGCAGUUCUGUGUCCAGCCAGGUCUCAGUGGAAAGCAUACGAUUCAGGAGAACUAGUUUUUCCAGCCCUGUUCACAUGGCCCCUGCAAACCUCCUCUGCCAGUUCCCCAGGUCCCCCAGCCCUAGUUCUGGUAAGACAACUCACUGUGAGAUUAAAUCUGAAAGCCAGGAUUGGAGUCACCAAGGCUUCAGGAGUCCUGGGAUGUAUUGUGCCCCUGCUCUGGGGGGCUCCUUUACUGAUCAAACCUCUGGGAUCCAUCUGCCACUUUCUGCUUUCUCCUGUAAUGCUGAGAGAGGUAGUGACAUGAUGACCACCGGUAACUGUGGAACAGAGGGGGGCUCUUCACCUAGCCCAAAGAAAAACAAUGCAUUUCCACCACCACAAAGGAUAAACAGAGAGAGCAAGCUAGCCACUCUCCCACCAUGUGUGCAAAAGAACACCACAACCCCCAACUCCUUACAUUGUGUGUCUGCAACAACCACUGAAAAGGGGGACAAACUGUGUAGGACACCAGGACCGGUGGAUUUGCCUGAAAACUCUGAGCAGAAUCCCAAGAGUGGAGGGAAUGCAUGCACUGAUCUGUCCUUUAUGCACAAUGUCACAAUUAAAGUUGAGGACAUUAGUGGUCACGAAGAAUACCAUAGCCAGCAUAAGCUAAACUAUGAGUGCAAUGUUACUAAGGAUGAGCUUGAUAGUGAUAGGAGUAAGAAUAGGACUGAGGGGGCUUUAGUGAAAGCCAAACAGGACUCUGUGUGCACUGAUAAUACACAACAAACCACUUCUGGAGAUACCAUGACUCCAAGUGAGGAGGAACCUCCAUGCACUUUAGAUACACAAAACAAGCCUGAGGAUGGAGAUUACAAAUAUGGUGCUAAGGUCAGGAAAAAUUACAGGACACUGGUGCUAGGAAAAAGACCCAUGUCACAGACAACUCCCUGCAAGCCCAAUCUGAAAUCUGCAAGGAGCCCAAGACCUCCAGGUAAAAGUGAAUUUUGUGAAGGGACACUGGAUGGUUUGACAGUGCCCAAUAGACGCAAAAGGUUAGCCAACAAUGUAGCUUCUACGGUAAAAAGACCUUUUCAUUUCAUGGCAAAUUUCCCCAGUCCACCGUCAUUGAUUAUUGGCAAAGACGGAGAUUUAGUCCCUGCCUACUCCUUAAACAGCACAAAGGAUUCUUACCCACCCCACAAGGCCCAUCCUAUUUGGAAAUGGCAAUUGGGUGGUUCUCCAGUACCUCUCCCUCCUAGUCACAAAUUCAGGACAUUUCAAUCAUAACAAUUUUUUUUUUUGUUUGUGUGUGUUUGUGUGUGAGGGGGUAUUGUAUUUUUUAUUUUAUAUAUUUUUAUUUUUUUAUUUUUAACAAAUGGUUGUAUCAGCCUUUUUUUUUUCUUUUUUUUUUAAUAUUAUAUUAUUAUUAAUUAUUAUUAUUAAUUUGGAUUUAUUUGCCCUGACAUCUCUUGGAGAAGGAUAUUGGAUGCCAUUUUUUCAUUUGCAAUAUGGAAUUUUUAUCACUUGGUUACAUUCCUUAGACUACUCAGUGCUUAAAGACUUACGUUAACCCUCGCCUUGAAUUGAAGUGGUUGCAUUUCUUUUUUUUCUUUUUUUAUCUAUAAUUAUUUUUAUUUUAUAUAUUAUUAUAAUUUUAUUUUAUUUUCUCGUUUUUUUUUUUUUUUUUUUUUAAAAACAAAGCACCCGGUGGUACCUCAGUGCAUCUGCAACAAAACAAAUGUCAAAGCAUUAAUAAAAGAAACCAGAAUAUGAGCCAUUUGCAUUUUUCUGCACUAGAUUUGGAAAGUUGAAGUAUGACUGUGUCACUCGUUGCCCAAUGUGGGUCACCCAUGACUAAUAAGAAGUAGCAGAUUUUACAUUAAUGUUUGGGUGAAAGGGUGUUUUUGUUGCUUUUUUAUUUUUAUUAUUUUUUUUAUAAGAGCAGUUGCACUUAACUUGUUUUUAUGGACUGGAAUGGUCUUGGGCCUAGAUUUUACUCAGGCCUUGGAAAAAUAAGCUGCCUCAACAACUAGUGAAAAUAAAUAUGUCAUUGUAUUUUGUUAAAUGAUGUCUUUUUACGUGCACAAUCAUACAGUGUGUAGUGAAAUCCCAAUUGUAUCCAAAGGUCUCUUCUUUUUAUUUUCUUUACUGUGUCACUCAUGUAGAAUCCUAUUGUAAUAUGGCAGGAGAGAAGAGUGACAUUUACAUUCUCACAAAAAAAAAAAAGAAAUGAUGAUACUUUAUAUGUGGCUUAGGAUGAAUCUGACAUAGACUGUGCAAAUGAAGAGAGUCAUAUUAUUAAUGUGACAGAGCGAAAGCUGUGAUGAUAUUGUGGUUUUUAUUUUAUUUUGUUAUUAUUAUUUUUAUUUGUAUAUUUCUUGGUAAAGGCCCCAGUUUUAAUCCCUUGUGAUAAAUUGCAUUAUUCAUUGUAGCUUAAAAAAAAAAAAAAGGAAAAAAAAAAAAAAAGAGAAAGAAAAAAAAAAAAAAAAGAAAAAAAAAGAAAAGAAGAAAACUUGAAUGGUCAUUACAAAGCCUGGAGAAUUUCUGCAAAUGACAAUCACAGUCAGUUCUCUACACUUGCACUUAUAUAAACUGAGUCUAGUAAAUAUUGUAGAGACCCAUUUUGGUGUAUUUUUUAUUUCCUUGUGUAAUGUUGUGUGGACAGCAGUAAAUCAAAAAAAAAAAAUGGAAAUUUGCACUGUCGAGAGCAUGUUUCACCUUCAUUGAAAUAAAAAAAAAAAAACAAAGAAAAAAAAACAACAACAGAAAAAACACUGUUUUCUUGAAAGAAUAUAAAUUCAAUACAUUUUUUUUUUUUUAUAUAUUUUUUUAAUGAUAUCAUGGAGUCUUAUGGACUGAGGUGUUGCUAAGCAUUUCUGGGAUAAAAAAUGCUAUUUUCUUUCUUUUU
Hyla sarda is the source of this 4214-nucleotide messenger RNA. RefSeq names its product SKI/DACH domain containing 1 (gene SKIDA1). The record is from RefSeq and is a predicted model, not a curated record. Bases 248 to 2593 code for a protein of 781 amino acids. The transcript is spliced from 2 exons. NCBI's taxonomy places the organism in Eukaryota, Metazoa, Chordata, Amphibia, Anura, Hylidae.